UCUCUUUUCAUCAACAUAUAAUAAAGACAUCAAGAAAAUGUCAAGCACUCUCAUCCGCUCCUUCACUCGUGCACCUCUCCGUAGUGUGGCUCAGCUCCGUCGUGGAGGUGGUCAUGAGGGCUACAACCUGCCUACUGGUUACCUCUUUAACGAGAAGCCUCUUCCUCUUGGUACCAAGCGUGUCAAGGAAGACUGGGAGAACUUGUACUUUUACGGAUUCAUGGGCUCCAUGGUCCUCGGCACUGUCCUCGUCUAUUACAAACCGGAUACAAAGCUCCAGACUUGGGCCAUGAAGGAAGCAAAGGACAGAUUGCAGGCUCGUGGAGAGGACGUCACUUACAAGAAGCAGGAAUAGAAAAUAGAAAGAAAG
Messenger RNA from Lobosporangium transversale, 370 nucleotides. Its product is annotated as ESSS subunit of NADH:ubiquinone oxidoreductase-domain-containing protein. Lineage: Eukaryota; Fungi; Mortierellomycota; Mortierellomycetes; Mortierellales; Mortierellaceae. The coding region runs from base 38 to 355 and encodes 105 amino acids. The record is from RefSeq and is a predicted model, not a curated record. The transcript has 2 exons.